AUGUUCGUCGCUGGAUCUAGCACUUUUACAGGAUCACCAAAAAUGGAGCCCGAGAAUCGUUUGAUGUGCUCAUCAUUGAAUGUGCUCAUCACUGGGUCCACAUCGGGCAUCGGGCUACACGCGGCAAAACAUUUCUAUUCCCUUGGCGCCUCAGUGAUUAUCACGUAUCGAGAAGCGGAAAGGGGCAAAAAAGCGGUGGAAACGGUGGUAGAGAGUGCGGUGGCGAUGGAAGGGCAAAGUGUUAUGAUGUUGGAGUUAGACCUUUGCUCACUCAUUUCCGUAGGCAAUUUCUGUACGGAAGUGAAAAAUGCGUUGAAAUCGCUUGAUGUUCUGGUUUGCAAUGCUGGUGUGAUGGGAAGACCGUUUGAGCUAACCACGAACGGAGUCGAGUCUCACUUUGCCGCCAAUCAACUCGGGCAUUUCAUCUUGGUGAGACAAUUGAUCGAAUUGAUAGAAAAAGCGGAGAAUGGAAGGAUCAUCGUUGUGUCGAGUGGAUAUUAUAAACAGGUCACCGAGAUGCGUACCCGGAAAGAUAAACUCGCGAAUUGCCUCUUUGUGAAAGAUUUGGAAAGGAGAUUGACAGAAAGAGGAAGUCCAGUGAAAGUUUUCUGUGCUUUCGCGAGCCAUUUGGAUCAAGGAAUCUCUGGGAUCGUUCACUGUGCGACCACUGAUUUCGAUGAGUUGAUCAGUGGAAAACUGUACUAUCAAGAUCAAGUGGAGGAAUACACUGAUACGGUCACCGCCGAGAAUGGUCUUCGUUUAUGGCAAAUGUGCGAGAGAAUGGAGACAUUGAUAGCCAAGAGAUCGCACGGGAAUUCUCGAGAUUUCGAG
Molecule: messenger RNA, 831 nt
Organism: Mesorhabditis belari
Lineage: Eukaryota; Metazoa; Nematoda; Chromadorea; Rhabditida; Rhabditidae
Source: the annotation of a GenBank genome assembly